Messenger RNA from Python bivittatus (Burmese python), 1922 nucleotides. RefSeq names its product N-alpha-acetyltransferase 80, NatH catalytic subunit (gene NAA80). Gene Ontology annotation, cellular component: cytoplasm. Lineage: Eukaryota; Metazoa; Chordata; Lepidosauria; Squamata; Pythonidae. Gene Ontology annotation, molecular function: N-acetyltransferase activity; acetyl-CoA binding. The record is from RefSeq and is a predicted model, not a curated record. Gene Ontology annotation, biological process: protein acetylation.
ACAUGAAUUAACGGCUCCGUUUCUUUCAUUUAAUGCAACAGAACUUUGGAAGCAGAAGCAUAACAGAAACGCGUCUGCAAAAGUUAGUUAAAGAGGACGACGGCAAUCUCCAGAGAAGGAAACCUCCAAGCCGCUAGAGGGCAGUGCGGCUUUCGAGACAAAAGGGGCGGAAUCCUUUCUUCCCUCGCUGCUUCUCGGCGUGCGGCACCGGGUGGGAGCUCGGGCGGCUGAGAAGGCGGAGCGCGCGCUCGGCGGUUCCUGCAGUCGCUAGCACGAUGAGUGCACCAAACUCUCUCUCGCGCUUGUAAAGUUUCAUCACAGUGAGAAGAAUGGGUUCGGUUUCAGAGAUGCUCACAGCAGUCCCCCUUCACAAGAGGCCUGACCUCCUUGAGGCCUGUGCUGACCUCAUCAAUGAAGAGUGGAAACGGAGCCGGACCUCCCGAAUCCACUCCCUGCAAAAAUCUAGUGACAGCUUUCCCACGUGCCUGGUACUGAUCAGAACUUUGAGACUGAUGGAGGAAACUGCAGAAGGGAAGAUGCCCAACACCCAGUGCCAACUUCUGGGACAUGCCAGGUUGUCGCGUGUGGUUGGCCAAUCCAAGAGCUUAUUUGUGGAGACUGUGGUAGUUGCCAAAGCCCUCCGUGGAAAGGGCUAUGGCAGGAAGCUGAUGGAAGCUGUUGAGAAUUUUGCAAAGGCCCAUGGCUACCAGCAUCUAUAUCUCACCACACAUGACAAGCAGCAUUUUUAUGCCCACCUGGGCUAUAGCUUGUCCAAGCCUGUCCAGUGUGCUGGAUUCACCAGUUCUCUGGUACCUAUGGAAUUUUUGGAGAACUUCUCUACUCCUCAACAUAAGACAGAGCUCCCUGCGCGAUCUGGGAAGCAUAAUACGCAUGCAUCUUACUGGAGCAGAUCUGGAGCAAAUCUCCCUCCUUCACCAUGUGCCGCACCCCAUUCCUCUUCUCCUUUUUGUUCAGUAACCCCCCCUCUGUUGCCUUCUCCUUGUUCUUAUCAUUCAGGGACAGCUACCAUUUCUCCCCAUCCCCAGUUGCCACGUCCCCACCCGUCCUCUUCCCAGCGCAUUAAUGCUCUGGUUCACUCUUCACCAUCAGCCUCCCUAUUUCCCUCUGCUGGUUGCUCUAGUGCCCCAGCUCUUCCACCCCCUCCUCCUCCCCUUCCUCCACCAAGAGCCCAGCCAAAUUCCAGUAAACCUGCCUCGUCCAGGCUGUUGGAGAAUACAGUUGAAGAACUGAUGCUUUUAGAAACACCGUAUCAGGAUCUGAAAGGGCAGCCCAUAUUCUGGAUGAAGAAGGAUAUCUAAUUUUUUUUCAUCACGUGCCAGGGCAAUAAAGAUGAAAUAAGCGAAUGAGAUAUGUUUUAAAAGGAAAGCCUGGCUUUGUGAGACAAGAGAUCACCAUUUAAAAUGAAUAAGACAACAUAUUUGGUUUUCUGUUGUUCUUUUGUAUCAAGUUCCUUUUUGUUGAAUGCGCAAGGUGUUAAGACAAAGUUCUGUAUACACUGGGUACAUUUUGAAGGCCAGCAUUUGAUUCUCAUUAUUGCCAAAGUUGUACUGGUGGGGCUAUACUGAGCUGCCCCAUAGAUUCCCUUGUUUCUAUUUUACUGCAUUUCCCCAAUUAACAAAGCACCUUCAGAACUCUGAGCUGUCCCUUCUGGCUCUGCAGGGAGUGUUCAAACACACCCCUGCAUCAGCAAGUCAGUGGUCCUGGUACAGAUGCAUAAAGGGAAUAGCUUUGGCAUCCCCUCUGUUAGGAUGUAUGCAUUAUACUCAGGCAUGGUUUAACUAUGAUUUAUUGAAUACAUCGGAGUUGGCUUGGUUUACCAAACUUGCUAAGUGAUAAACCUUGAUUUACAGCCAUCGUUAUAUUUAUUUCAAUUUAUUAUAGCUGCCCAACUCCAAUGGGCU